Musca vetustissima is the source of this 1476-nucleotide messenger RNA. RefSeq names its product ionotropic receptor 75a-like. The coding region runs from base 1 to 1476 and encodes 491 amino acids. Lineage: Eukaryota; Metazoa; Arthropoda; Insecta; Diptera; Muscidae. The transcript has 5 exons. Gene Ontology annotation, cellular component: membrane. Gene Ontology annotation, molecular function: ligand-gated monoatomic ion channel activity. The record is from RefSeq and is a predicted model, not a curated record.
AUGACCUUUAUAACCUAUGAUGUCUAUAAUAAUGGCUAUUAUUUAGGAGGAUCUCUCAAUAUGACAGCGGAUAGGGAAAUCCAAUGUUCGUCAGCGGGAUGUACCCUGAAGAGAUAUCUGUCGACGCUGUAUGAAAAGACACGCCAUGAAAAUCGUUGGCUGUUGAAGGAUAUUACCAUGAGGGUGACAACGGUGACCACUCAAAUGCCUCAUACCGAUCCCGCCGACAAAAUUUUGGAUUUUCUGGCUUCAGAAAAGAAGAAAAAUAUCGAUGCCAUUGCCAGGUUCGGAUUUGGUUAUAUUAUGCUAUUGAAGGAUAACAUUGGAUGCCGCUAUUUCCACAAUUUCACCAAUACCUGGAGCCUAACGGAAGCAACUGGUGGGGUCGUUGGGGCCCUGGGCAUUGAUCAGUCGGCUGAGCUGUCCUCUUCACCAUUUCUCAUAUCCAAACUUCGGUUGAACUAUGUAAAGCCCACCAUGCCUCUGGGCAACUUUCGCCAGGUUUGCAUUUUUCGAACCCCACGCAAUGCCGGAAUACGCGGUGAGGUCUACCUCGAACCAUUUUCCGCCAAAGUUUGGUUUAUAUUCGGCGGCAUAAUUCUAUUGAUUGGAUGUGUGCUGUGGAUAACCUUUGUCGUUGAAUAUCGUCAGCUAAAAUUCUAUUUGACUUUUUUACCUUCGUUGCUGAGCAGCUGUCUGCUGGCAUUCGGGUCGGCAUGUUGUCAGGGUAGCUUUUUGGUACCCAAAUCGACGGGUGGACGAAUGACAUUUUUCUCGCUUUCGCUGCUGACAUUUAUUAUUUAUAAUUAUUACACUUCGAUUGUAGUGGCCAUAUUAUUGGGUUCUCCUGUGAAGUCGAAUAUCAAGACCCUGGCCCAGUUGGCGGAAAGUAAUUUGGAUGUGGCCAUGGAACCAAUACCCUAUACGAAGUCGUAUUUGAAUUUCUCAAAGUUGCCUGAAAUCCGCACCCUGGUGCGUAAUAAAAUCCAAGCGAAAAAGGACUCCAAAAGUGUUUGGAUACCCAUUGCGGAGGGUGUGCGACGGGUACGUGAUGAACCCGGAUUUGUUUAUGUCACCGAAUCGUAUUCCAGUUAUUCGUUGAUUGAAAAUACCUAUACCGCCAAGGAGAUAUGCGAUCUCAAUGAGAUAUUGUUUCGACCACAAGAAAUUCUGCACGAACAUGUCAAUGUCAAUUCGAGCUAUGUGGAAUUUAUACGUUAUAAACAAGUUCGCAUCUUUGAAUCUGGGGUACAUCGUCGCUUGCAGGGUAUUUGGGUAAAGACCCGUUUGCCAUGUUUCCUAUCGAGUGGCUCCUUGGUCCAAGUGGGUUUGGAAUAUACCGCUCCACUGUUCAUCAUGCUGGCCUGUGUGUAUGUGCUGGUUUUUAUGCUGCUGCUCUUGGAGAUCCUAUGGCAUAAAUAUGUGGAGAAUUUGGAAGUCAAGGAAAUUUUGGGCGGAUUGAUGAAGGACAACUAA